Molecule: messenger RNA, 1726 nt
Organism: Physella acuta
Lineage: Eukaryota; Metazoa; Mollusca; Gastropoda; Physidae
Product: 26S proteasome non-ATPase regulatory subunit 7
Biological process (GO): proteasome-mediated ubiquitin-dependent protein catabolic process
Cellular component (GO): proteasome regulatory particle; proteasome complex
Molecular function (GO): protein binding; metallopeptidase activity
Source: RefSeq, a predicted model, not a curated record
UUCCGACUAUCGCCAUUGUUUGAUGAAAAUCGUGAAGUCAUCUACUAAAAAGAAAGUAGUGUUUAUGUUGUGAAGUUUGCCGUUCCUUGUAUUUGUAGAUAAUUAAUCAAGAUAUUAAACAUGUCGCCAACCGACCCUUUAAAAAUCAACAAAGUUGUCGUUCAUCCUCUUGUUCUAUUGAGCGUUGUCGAUCAUUUCAAUCGAAUGGGUAAAGUCGGAAAUGUGAAAAGAGUUGUCGGCGUUUUACUUGGAUCUAACCGGCAAGGAAUUUUAGAUGUCUCAAACAGUUUUGCAGUUCCAUUUGAUGAAGAUGAUAAAGAUAGAUCUGUGUGGUUUCUUGAUCAUGAUUAUCUUGAAAAUAUGUAUGGAAUGUUCAAAAAAGUGAAUGCUCGUGAAAGAAUUGUUGGAUGGUAUCACACUGGGCCAAAACUCCACCCAAAUGAUAUUGCAAUAAAUGAAUUAGUGAGAAGAUAUAAUCCAAAUUCUGUCCUAGUUGUCAUAGAUGCCAAACCAAAAGAACUGGGUCUUCCAACAGAGGCUUACAUAUCAGUUGAAGAAGUUCAUGAUGAUGGCACCCCAACAAGUAAAACAUUUGACCAUGUGCCAAGUGAAAUUGGUGCAGAAGAAGCUGAAGAAGUGGGGGUAGAGCAUUUGCUGAGAGACAUCAAGGACACGACAGUUGGAACAUUAUCUCAGCAGGUUACGGCACAGCUAAUGGGUCUUAAAGGUCUUCACUCGCACAUGGAUGAUAUCAGUAACUACUUAAAGAGCGUCGCAGAGGGCCGUCUACCUAUUAAUCAUCAAAUUAUUUACCAGUUGCAGGAUGUUUUUAAUCUCCUUCCUGAUGUUGGUGUACCAGAGCUUGUCCAUUCACUGACAGUCAGCACCAAUGAUCAGAUGAGUGUUGUUUACCUGGCCUCUUUGGUUAGAUCAAUUAUGGCAUUACAUAAUCUUAUCAAUAACAAGGUUCAAAACCGUGAUGCUGAGAAAAAUGAAGGCAAAGAUCCUAACAAAGAAAAAAAAGACAAAGAAAAGGCAGAAGAAAAGACUUCAGGUGACAGUGAAAAGGACAAGAAAGAUGGAAAAGAUAAGAAUGCUAAAGACCUGAAAAAGUCGAAUAAAUAAACAUAGUUGUCAAAGUUUGUUGUGUGGAUGAGAAAGCUUGUCUGUUCAUGGACGAUGAGAUGUUUGAACACAUGAAUGUAUGAAGUAUCAUCAACUAUUUAUCAUUUUACUGAACUUUCUUUUGUUUAAGUUAAAAUCCCUGAAUGUUGUUUUGGAAACACAUGGAGAUAUUUUUGUGAGCAUACAAUGACGGUUUCUAUAACUUGCCAAAUUUGUAUUAAAUUCCCUAUUCAGGACACCAGUUGUAAACAAACCAGCUAUAACCUUGAUCAUUGGCGUUUAAAAUUUCAAUCAACAAAAAGUUAAUUUUAAUGCUGUGAUAAGUACAGUAGUAAGUACAGGAAGGCUUGUACCUAGUUUGUGGCACAUCACUAUGGGAAUGAUUUAUAAUCCAUGGUUGUUAAAGAUAGUCUACAUAUUAUGUAGGCAUGUUUUGCUUGUACACUGUAUCUUAAGUAUGCUGUAUGGGAAUGAAAGAAUGCUACUUGAGAUAAAUGAAUUGAAAUUUUUAAGUUGACUUUUUUUUAAAAAGUGUUUUUACAUUACUUUUUUUCAUCUAUGUUGUUGCAUAGAUCACAUUAAAUAAAUAAAUUAAAAAAUG